CGUGAGCUCUACUAUUACACAGAGCGCUGCAACUACCAGUGCCAGAACUUCAAAAACGCGUGGACGACAUCCAUUACGAGAUAACUGAGGAGAUGACUCAUUAAAAGUUCAUUUCUUCAUAGGAUACGGUAAUCGACAAUCGUAGUAGCCUACUCCCGUGGAUUAAUCACUGUGUCUGAUGGACUUUUCCUGCCUCGAGCCCACAGCAGGAAGUGGGCAGGUGAGACGCACCUGUUCAGCACGCACUCAACAUUGAUUAAAGACAACUGUGCUGGGCAACAUUUUGGAUAUCUUACAUAAAUGGCGUUAUCCUAUAAAACAACUGUUCGUCGGAAAAAAACAAGAUGGAUUUAAACCCGAACUGAAGCUACUUAAAAGCCGGAUUAGGUGUUUUGUUUUAAAAGCCUCGAUCUCUAUACAGGUGGCACGUGAACGUCUUUGCACGGUGUUGUUAUGGGGAACCAAGUGGAUAAACUUACACAUUUAACUUAUGAUGAGUUGCCCACGACUGAUCCCAAUGGGUUUGACCCGGAGGACGACACGCCACGGAUCGGUGUGUCUUAUAUUUUCUCCGCUGACGACGACGAACAGGAGAACGUGGAUGAGACGGAAAGAGAUCCAGACGAAGACGACAAAAACUACGACUGUUGCGAUGAAUUACAAUGCUCGCUAUAUUAUCGAGAUGAGUGCAUUUAUGAGAAGAACAGCGCGUUCGUUGAAAUGGGAAACUUGUCGGUUGAGAACUUGCUGAAUAAGUGCAAACCUGGUGACCUGGUGGAGUUUGUGGCCAUCGGGCAGUAUCCACACUGGGCUGUAUGUGUUGGUAAUUCACAGGUGGUUCAUUUGUAUAGAAAUGAAAUUAAACGAGACUUUCUUUUCGAGGCAAGUCAAGGUAAAAGAGGCAGAAUCGUGAACGAGCUGUAUAAGUUUCGGUCGCUGAGCCCGGAUGUUGUGGUCCGUAAUGCCAUGGAGCAGGUCGGCAUGAAGGACCGGGAUAUUUGCUGGAAAAACUCUGAAUGCUUCGCCGCCUGGUGCAGGUUUGGCAAACGCGAGUUCAAAAUUGGAGGUGAGAUACGAAUUGGGAAGCAGCCCUACAAGAUGAAACUGCAGCUGUCAGAGAAGAAAAGUCACGUAUUGGAUUUUCAGAGUUUGGAGGAUCUAAUCAUGGAAAAGAGAAGAAACGAUCAAAUUGGCAGGGAUGCUGUCGUUCAAGAACUGGAGAAUCAUUUAAACUGCACUGAAGACACUAAAAACGACUACAAUAGUAACUGAUGAUGGAUUUAAAGGGAACUGCACUUGUGGUCUCGUUAUUGAGGAAAUGCUGUUUUGUAAUGACUUAACCACAGCGAUGUUGUAAUAAAAAAAAGAACAUUUGUUAAAAUAUAACUUUUAUAAUUGGACAAAUUAUAUAUUUACAUAAAACGAUAAUCUUGCUCCAGGCAUAUUUUCUCAUUUUUGUAAUCAAUACAUGAACAUCCAUCUUCACUUUUUUGUGUUUAUAUCCAAGAUACAUCCUGGAACUUUUCCAUUAGUAUCAUUUGAAGUAUUUUGUUGAAGGGUGUUUUUGGAGUAUAUUGUUGUGUUUUCACAUUAUAUUUCAAUGUCUCAUUAAAACAUAUGUGCAUUUUUAUUUAAGAUGUUUUUUUUUGGGCUCAGUAGCUCUAUUUGAUUCCGUUAAACAGCAUUUAAUUUACUAACACUAACAAAUUUGUUAUUAAAUUUACUAUGGAUAGUCAAUUUAUUUAUAAAUGUAUUGAAACUUUCAGUGCAUAUAAACUGUUCAACUUUG
Molecule: messenger RNA, 1789 nt
Organism: Misgurnus anguillicaudatus (oriental weatherfish)
Lineage: Eukaryota; Metazoa; Chordata; Actinopteri; Cypriniformes; Cobitidae
Gene: lratd2b
Product: LRAT domain containing 2b
Source: RefSeq, a predicted model, not a curated record